UGUCUAGGCAACCUUAUAUCAUUUAUUGUGUUUUAGUGGAAAUAAAAGUGAAUGGUCUAGUGAAACUAUAUAAAAACAUAAAUGAUGAACACAAUUAUGGAAAAGAAACCCUACCUGGGUUAAAUGUGGUAUUCCAACAGCAAUUGUUGAAUACAUGUUCCUAAUAGAUUAUAGUCAAGUUAUGCGUAGUGCAUCACAAUUCAAAAUAUGAUUAGAGCAGACUACUGGAACAAAUCUUAUAUUUUACUUUUUAUUGUUAUGUCAAUUGAAACAGAUAUGUAACAAGAAAUAAAGAUGCAGUAAAGAAACGAGAAAACAUGUGCCCCGAUGACAAGUAUAUAGAAGUUAACAAUAAACACAUUAUAAAUGCCUGGUAUCUAUAAGGCAGAAAACAAAGAUGACUGAACAACAAACUUAAGCCGCGUCCCCACUGGACAAACAUUUGUCGAAAAUUUCGACAAACUUUUUUGUUUGACAAUCAAUGUUUGCCGGUGUUUUUGGUGUGGACGCUAUCUCAACAAACAUUUCAUGUGUGGAAGGAAAAGGGGCCGCCAUUUUUGUUUGUCUAGAAUGUUCCCGUCCUAGAUCGAACAUUGUUUGUCAGUGACUUCCCCUACCACCUGUUUGGCUUGUUUUAGUGUAUUUUGAAAUGGUUUUCCGGCGCAAUUUUUGAAUAUACACAUUAUUAUUUGUAUUGUUUCAUUGAAAAUAUUCAGUGAAAAAGAGUGUGUGUGUUUUGGAGCCAGGAGAAUGUGAUAAGGUUAAUUAACGUUUACGAAGGUAAAAAACCUUUAUUGUGGGACCCUAAUAAUAAUGAUUAUAAAAACAAAAUCAAAAGAAGAGGUGCAUUAGAUGACAUUGCAAAAUAUUUAGGUGUAAAUAAUGUCGCCGAGAUUAAAAGAAAGAUUGAAACUCUUCUAGUGCAAUAUAGACGAGAGAAAAAGUUACUAGCAACAAAUUGUAAGUCCGGGAUGGGGGCCACAGAAAAAAAGAAGCCUUAGUGGGGAUUAACUUAUUUUAAUUUUUUGGUGGACAAAUCGACACCCUGGGAAACGUUUUCCAGCGUUAUAUCAGUCCAAUUGGAAAAUAGCGACAGUCAAGUGGGAUCGCCAUCCAUUAACAGCGGUAUGGGAUCGUCAGAAAAAAGCUCCACGAGUAGCAUGCCGUCGACGUAUUCUAAUAAAAAGCCUAGCAAGAGGCAAACUUCAGAAGAAGCUUAUAUCAUAAUGAAAGAGUGCUAUGAGGGAAUGUAUAAAGAGAGAGAGAUGAACAAUCUGUUUAUGGCGUAAACGUAGAAAAUUAAUAUUUUGUUUACUUAUCACUGAUCACUUAUCGAUAUUAACAAUUCAAACUCCCCAUUUGACAUUCUCGUAAAAUUUGUAAACAAACAUCCGGCUGUCAAAUCAUUUCGGAAAUCACCACCACUAUAUUCAUAACGCCGUAACGUCUCUGCCACCAUUGACGAGAACGAGGUUCUUCCAUUAAAAUAUAAUCUGCUGCAAUGCAGGCCAGAUGACGGCGGCGUCUCAAAUCACCCGUUCUUCGACAAUACCUAACUGACUAAUGUUUCAUGUCGAAUCGCAAUUGUUUGGUGAAAAUGUUUUUCAAAUAAUUGUUUGUUGAAAUAAGAAAUGUUCUUUAAAACUGCACUUAAUCAACGUGUUUGACAAACUAGUUUCCCCAUUGUUUGUUCAAUGGAGACGCACCUUAAUAGAGACAAGUGCACUGCUACAUAGUUUCAGUAAAAUAAAAUGAAGUAAUAAAAGGAAAAUGAGGAAGAAUAUACGAUUCAAUAUAACGGAAAUGACAAAUGCUAAACAUUAAAAUCAAAAAUAUACAGUAUUAUUAAAGGUAAUUGAAGAGAAUCAUAUGGGAAGCAAGAUUAAUAGAAAAGAAAACAGAAGUGAAUGACAAUAAAAACACUGCAAAAAUAAGGAGAAACGGGAUGAUACACAAAUUUUUCUAGCAUCAGAGUAUUGGGAUUUCAAUUUUCAUUCUCCUUUCAUGUCAUGAACUGCAUCGAUAUUUUCGGGGACUGACACAGAAACUAGCUUUCCCGAUCGGUCAAUAUCUUCAAUGGAAAAUUUACCUCUUUUGAAGCUUGCAGUCCAAUUUUUCACGGUCGCAUACGAAGGACAUUGAUCACCAAAGGUAUUAAGCAUAUCUUCGUAAAUCUGCUUUGCUCUUAACAGUAAUACAGGUUCUUGAUGAUGGAUCGAUACUCCAAUUUUUCGAUUUUCACGAUUUCGGUGAACAUCUUCUUUCUUUUAAUUUAUUGCUCAACUCUGGUUUACUUUUUUGACGUCAAACUUUACACUGACACUUCUAAGAACUGGCCUAGGCUAACUAGAUAUCAAUACAUCCUCGUAAGUAGCUGAUUUUUCUCAGUCACAUUAAUAUAAGACAGAAAUUUGGUAAUCCGAGAGGAUAAGUUAAUGGAGGAUAAAAAUAAGGAACGUUAUUGUAUCCUUCGACUAAAUGACUGACGGAUCCCAAUGGUUCGCGGACGGGGGUCAGUUAAAUUACACUCAAGAGAUUGUAUCUCAGUCCGGGUUCCAUUUGUUUUUUUAAAUUUAAAUAAUUUUAAAUAAGAAAUUAUUAUAUCCAAAACAUGUACUUGUAUUGGGACUUCCGGGAAAUAGGCUGGCCGUUGAUGAUUAUGGAAGAGGCUGUAGUAAUCUUAUGAUUUUUCUUAAAGAUUAUAGUGGCGCAUUUUUGGGGAGACAAUGUCAGCCCCUUGGAUGAGGGAUGAAGAUUGAGUUAUGGAAUUUUCGGCAGAUAUCAAUAAAAAAUCAACGUUCACCGUAGCAAAAGUGUCCGGAUAGUUACUUCCAGCAAACCAUUUUCGACCAUUUUUAACGAACCGAAAGAAUAAUCUACGUUCCCGAUAGAAACCACUGUAUAUUAUGAAAGUAAACAAUGUGUACUUUGUAUGAAUAUUUAGUACUUCGUGACGUAAAAAAAUAUUCAAAUACGACCUCUAGUAAAUAUUUGGCAUCCGAAUUAAUGUAUAAUAAAAACGUUACGUAAAUAUGAACAAAAAUACGUACCUUCGUCAGUGGAAGAGGAAAUAUUAAUUGACAGUCGUAAUUUGUGUACAAUUUUAACAGCAAAAUAAAAACAUUAUUAAUUUUACAUGUAUUACCAGUCGAGUUUAUUUUUUCGUACGAUGAUCACAUAAUUUUUAAUAAAGAGAAAUCGUGACUAUAACAGACGCAGUACAAUGUUCAAUUAAUAAAAUUGGGAUACUAUUCAAGUACCUAAUACUUAUGUAAACAAGAUAACGGAAAAAAUGACUGUUCUCAUUUUGAGAUAAGGCAUAAUAGCAAAGUACGCGGUUGCAAAUUCACGUGAAAAUUAAGUAUUUAUGAGUAAUAGUGAAAUAAAGAGUGUUUUAAAAUGCUAAGUUUGAAGGAUACAUCGCCAAUAAUUCCAAAUAUAGGAGCAAUUUCUCAAAGUUCUUUAUUACAAAGAAGAGCAAAUUCUAAAGAGGAAUUAGAUUCUUCCUAUCACAGAUAUGACAGUUAUGAUAAUGUUUCAUUGGAACCACGCAGCCCUCGGAUGCCAGAAAAAACGCCAUUUGUUUUGGAGAAACCGAAAAGACUCACUAAUAUGUCAAGGGAGAAUAUGGUAUGCUCUAAAUGUGGAGACGGAUUUGAGCCGGAAGAGAAAAUUGUUAACUCUACUGGACAAUUAUGGCAUCAGCAUUGUUUUGUAUGUGCCCAGUGUUUCCGAGAAUUUAGGGAUGGGGUUUUCUACGAAUUUGACGGAAGAAAAUACUGCGAACAUGAUUUUCAAGUACUGUUUGCUCCUUGUUGUAACAAAUGUGGAGAAUUUAUCAUCGGAAGGGUGAUUAAGGCAAUGAAUUCAAGUUGGCAUCCAACUUGUUUCAGAUGUGAAAUGUGUUCCAAAGAACUAGCCGAUACCGGUUUCAUUAAAAAUGGAGGUAGGGCUUUGUGCCAUGAUUGUAACACAAAAGUUAAGGCUAUAGGAUUGGGCAAAUACAUUUGUCAUAAGUGCCAUGCAAUGAUUGAUGAUCAGCCCUUGAAAUUCAGAGGAGAAGUUUAUCAUGCUUACCACUUUAAUUGUGCCGCAUGCGGUGUGGAACUCGAUAGUAGUGCUAGAGAGGUUAGAAAUCGUUCAGGUUUUGCUAAAAACGAAAUGAACGAACUUUAUUGUUUGAGAUGUCAUGAUAAAAUGGGUAUUCCUAUUUGUGGUGCAUGUAGACGACCUAUUGAGGAGCGUGUAGUUACUGCGCUAGGAAAACAUUGGCACGUUGAGCAUUUUGCUUGUGCCAAAUGUGAAAAACCAUUCUUUGGUCAUCGCCAUUAUGAGAAAAAAGGAUUAGCGUAUUGUGAAACACAUUAUCAUCAAUUAUUUGGGAAUCUCUGUUUCGUUUGUAAUCAAGUAAUUGCUGGAGAUGUUUUUACCGCUAUGAACAAAGCAUGGUGUGUUCAUCAUUUCGCAUGUUCAGUAUGCGAUCAAAAAAUGAAUCAGAAAACUAAAUUCUACGAAUACGAUUUGAAGCCAGUUUGUAAGAGAUGCUAUGAAAAAUUCCCCAAUGAAUUGCGCAAACGUUUGAGACGACAGCAUGAAGCUACUCCAAAAAAACCAGGUACUCCGGUACCGCCUUGAAAAUAUCGAUAAUGUGGAAAUUGAUUGGAUUUUGUUAUUCCUAUAGAAUAUACAAAAAUUAUGAUUUUAAUUAAUUCACUACUAAUUUUUUUUUAUUUAUAUUAUCAAUGAAUAUUUGCUUUUUUAUAAUCGAAUUUUUAAAAUCUAACACUAAAAUAAAAUAAAAAUGCUUUUACAUGUAUUUAAAUUUAAUAAAUAAUCAUAAUCGAAAUUUUUUUGUAAUAGGUGUAAUAUGUUUAAGGGGGGGAAGUACGUGUAAAAGGGCGUUUUUCCAUAAUUUCCAUAACUAUUAGAUUAAUUUAUAAAUAUAUUGAUGAGUAUUUUUUCAUAAUUUACCAAAAUAUAAUUUAGAAAGUAGCAGGGAUAUCAGCAUACACAUCGAAUAUUGACAUCCGACUUAGCAGUUGGUGUACACUAUGGAAGCCAAAAUUUCCAUCCAAAAACAAUCGCACAAAGAAAUUACUUUUUUCAUAUGUGUAUCUUCUAUAUAAACCUCAAAUUAAAUGAAAUGCAUUUUUUAGAGGGCUGUUCAAAUAAAUAUUUUUUCACAAUUUUUUCAUAUAUUGUUUGAUAGAAAAAAGGUAGUUAAAAUAAAAAUAUCGCUUAUGAUUGAGGUUGGAAUUUCUGGAACCGUUGAUGAUAUUCAUACUGAAAACACUGCUUACACCAACACUCACAAUUACACUGUUUGACGCGGGUUUUGAUAACAAAGUUAUCGUCUUCAGAGACUGAAGUUAUACUGUUAAUCUUUAGUCUCCUAAGACCUUAACUUGGUUAUCGAAACGAACGGCGUCAGACAGUGUAAUUGUGAGUUUUGGUGUAGUGGUAGUGUAAACAGUGUGUUCAGUAUGAUUGAGGCUCAUAUACAGCACAAUUGUGUAAGGAAAUUAUAAACCAAAUUUCAAAAUGAUUGGUUUAAAACUUUUUAAGUUGGAUUGUAUACUAUUUCGAAAAAACUUGUUUCAAGAAAAACGCGUUUAAAAUGUGAAUGUAAACUAAUUGAAAGAACUUACCAAUUAAUUAGCUAUAAUUCCAACACUAUAUUCCAAUUUUGGAUACAAAGACAUCAUUUUAACUUUAAAUUGAUAUUGCAAACGCAUGCUAUGAAGGUUGGUUGUGAAGUAAUACUAUAUGAUUGUUACAAGGACACCAAUGCUUCUAAUAAUUUCUAUACGAAUAAAAUAUAAGAACGCGUUCCUUUUUCUUCUUAAAAAUACUUACCUGAUAGUAUAUGAAUGACUAUCUACUCGGUCGCUCCGUUCUGCAAGUCAGGCUAUCGGACGCUAUACCAAAGAUCACUUACUAAAUCGCUUAUUACUUUUGAACGAAUAAGAAUUUUGACUUGAAAUUUUAAAUCUAUAUUUUUGAAUAGUUUUACAAGCGAUUGGUGUAAAAAAACCUCUACACGUAUUUCCCCCCUAAUCCAAAUUGAAACUCUAAAUGAUCCAACUCAUUUAACAUCAACAAGUUAUUGUAAUUGAAAAUAUUUUGAAGAAAAGAAGAUUUCAAAUGUUCCUUUUUGUAUUAUAAUAAUCAAACUCUUCAAAUAUAUGGAAUGUGAAUUUUUUAAACAAUUUUAAAAACAUGGUAUUUAGGGAAAAAACUAAAGUAAUUAUUGAAACCUCUCAUAAGAGGAAAACAUUCAUAAUUACUUACUUUCUACCAUUUCAUUUAUUUUAGAAUGAUAUUUCUUAAUUUUAAACAAUGCUUAACUAUAAUAAUAAAAAAAUUAUACCCAGAAUUAUUACAAUGAUGGCGAUCUUCAGUGCAGUGGCUUUCUACGCAGAACAUAUAUAAAAACAUAUGACGAAUGCCUAUACAAUAACAACUAAAUUGGAAUUUCUGGAAUUGGCGAUAUUCAUACUGAAUACACUAUUAUAAUAUAACCAAGCUAUCAUCUUUAGAGACUGAAGGUAAACUAAACUUUAAUGACUUGACUAUCCUGUUUUAUAUUAUAUUUUCCCACCAGUAAACCUUCUCCCGCGAAAAUUAAUUCCAGCGGGAAAAACUCCUUGGCGAGAAUCUUCACAUUCAUUCCUUGACUACUAAACUAUAGAGUGGGUUGUAAGGAAUUGGCCAUUUGUCCCUAAGCUACUCUUACAUCUAGCAAUUUCAAUGCUUUCAAAUGCAUCCAACAAUUUAUUAUUGGAUAACUUUUUUAACAAUUUUACAUUAUUAAUAUUUAUGUCAUAAUUGUGACUUGCAGCGUCGGUAGUGGGCAAUACCUGAUUUUCCAGUCCAUAUUUCAAAUGAGCUAUGUGCUCUUUAAACCGGAUAAUAACGGAUCUCUUAGUCUGCCCAAUAUACUUUCUGUCACAAUCACCACAGCUAAUUUCAUAUAUACCACUCCCCUCCAAAUUUGGUAUUUUAUCCAUUGGAUUGCACAAUUAUUGUUUUAAUGUAUUGUUGGAUUUAUAAACCAAUUUAAAACCCACUCUGCUAUAUAUUCCUUCCAAUCCUUUUGUAUAAAGAGUCUCUGAAGACGAUAACUUGGUUAUCGAAACGCGCGUCAGACAGUGUAAUUGUGAGUGUUGGUGUAAACAGUGUAUUGAGUAUACAAUCACAGAAGUUAUAUCAGAAAGUAGCUUAAAUGUGGUAUUUUUUUGUGCAAAAAGUAUUUUUGCUAUGUCUGUACUAGUUCUUUAUGUAUUUCAUACUGCCUCGUAUUAUUCUUGUUUUUUGUAAAUAUUUCCAUGCCAAAUGUCAAACUUUUUCAAUCUUAAUCCAAUUAUUACAAAUUUUUUCUUGUUAAUGUAUCAACUUGUUUAUUAAUUGAUAUUAGUACUUAAUUGUAGUAUAGUUGCGAUCUAAAACCUACUGCUCUGCUUUUUUUAAUUUAAUUAUAAUCUGUCUCAUGAAUUUGAGACCGAAAGAAUUGUGUAAAGUACAAUCAUUAAGUUUAGGUUUUGUUCUAAUAUUGAAAGAAAAGUGUUUAAUAGAAAACUUUAUUGGAAUUUAGGUAACAUUUAACAAUUUGAAUAUAUUUAUUUUUUAAGUAAUAAUUUAAAGAGCAAUAUGUAAAUAUGUAAUAACUAUAAAGUAUUUCUUCAAAUUUAAUGCUGUUGAAAAUCCACCUUACUACCUUCUUCUUCUCUAGAACUCUUUAUGUCCUUUUGUGAGUCUGAGUGUUGUGACCUUGAUAACAACAUGUACGUUUUGUGGGAUGAAUACAUUUUUUUAAAAUUUAAUAUUUUCAAACUAACACCUUUUCUUAUUUCCAUGUCAGGUAUUGGUUUUACUAAAUCUUUCUUUUUCUUUGUUGCCGACUUCAAACUGUAUCUUGAUUCAUAAUACCUACAGAAAAAUUCCUCUGGAGACCUUGCCUAGAUCUUCUUAGAUUAUUACCAUUCUCCUUAAAUCCUGCCGGUGCUCUGUACACAAUAGAUUUUGUUACUUCAAGAUGAAGUGCUACUUUAGUUGAAAGCAAAAUUUGCUCCACAAUCUUAUAAAACUGACCAUUGAUCAAAAUAAUGUCUCAGAGUAUCGAAAAAUUAUUUUUUGGUCAUGUUCCUCAUUUGUUUACCAACAAUUUUAACAAAUAUGCUUUAUUUCUUUGACAUGUUCUUUUCUCUAAAACUAAACCGUUCCAAAAAAGUAAAAAAUAUUUUAUACAUUAAAUGUUUUUUAUAUAUGUAAGCGUUUAUGUGCCCCUCAAUAUAAUAAUUUUAUAGUUUGAAACAAUUAAGGUUUUGUACCAUUAAAAAUUAAAGCACAUACAUUAAUGACGGGUAUGCUCUCAUCUAACUGUAACCUAUUCUGAUAUGUUUCUAAUGUCUCUUUACGAGGCCAGUAGGUGGGAAGAUACCCACUGUAGCAGCUCCUAAGCAAGCUUGAUGGGAUCGAGGGCAGGCGAUAAAAGAAACAAUACUAAAUAUGGAAUACUAUGGAAGUACAAAACAUCCUCGACAACUUUUACAUGAUGCGGUCGAGCAUUAUCGCUUAAGAAAAGGGAAGUUGAUUCAAUAGAAGUAUGAAAUAAACAUUGUUAAUCACUUGUACAUAAAUACACGCAGUCAUGUUUUCAUGGAACCUUAAAAAUCCUGUAUAUUUAACCAAAUAUUUCUGCAAAUAACGUCUACACCACCUCUGAACGGGUGAAUUUCCCACAUUGUUCUUCGAUUUUGAGCAGUCUUUACACGAAUACGCCUCGACUCGUCUGUAAACAAUUCAGACUUCUAAUCAAUGUUGCUAUUAAUUUGUUUGUAUUGUUUGGAUAAAGUAGAACCAAUAGCUAAUAUAAAAUUUUGGAAAAUGCAAAAUAAAUCUACUUCUCGUGAAUUUAAAAACUUACCAAUUUUGAAACACAAAAGGUAGUCAUUUAAGCAAGUAAAUAUUCAAUAUACAGUACAGACGAAUCAUGAAUGGAACAAAUAAAUUCAAUUUUAUAAACUUUUGUGGAGCAGAUUAUCAGGUCAUACCACAACCAUGUAGAUAUAUGUGUAGAUAUUGUAGUGAGAUCAUGUGCCUUUUAAAACUCUUAUUAAAAAUGCUCUAUAGAUUUUUUUAUAUAAUUAGUAACUAAUUGAGUAUAAUAUCGAUAAAGCAUUAUUGAAUAGUAUUCUAUAUUAUAUUUUAUAUAAUCAUAUUGUUUAUCAUGGCAUAUAUUGAAAAUUUACAUAAUUCUUUAUUAAUUCUUUUCUGGUCCUGUAUAUUUUGUAUGUUAUGACUUAGUAUGUACCAUUAGCACUACGCAAAUAUGAAGACUUCGCUAGUUUUGGUUAUUGGUAUUCCAUUUUAAUUAGUCAAGUAGAUUUCCAUUUAUAUAUAUAAAAUAUCACUUUUUGUAGAAAGUUGUUUAAUUUAUAUUUGUUACAUUAUAGAAACUGAAUUGAUUCAAAAAGUUUUUAAAAAUUAAUUCGCUCCAUUUUUCAUAGUAAGGUAAUACAGGCAAACAUUGGCACAUUUUUAAUUAACUGUAUACAAUUGAUUAAAAAAUUAUUAUAUAUGCAUUUUUUUAUUGUGUAAUGUAGGGUGGGGGGGGUUUCAAAAAUUUUCCCUUCGUGUCGCACUCUAAGCCAUCCCCAUAGCUCUCUCAGGGCAGAGGAGCACGUUUAUUGAGCUUUACUGCAUAACGCCAAAGAGUCACAUAUUGUAAAGCUGGUAAUAAGAUCAGAUUAUGUCUGUCAAAGUAGGGAAAAGUACCCGAAUAUCGUAUAGUUUUUUUGCCACUCAGUGGUUUUAUGUUUACACUUUACACUCAGUCUCUAAAGAUAUACUUUCUUGAUAUGUGCUCCCAAUAAUGAAUAGGGAAAUAAGGUGCAAAUAUGGGCUAGAAACAAUAUUAAAUGUUCCAUUAUAAAUUUAAUGAUGGAACGUAAUAUUAAAAAGAACAGUAUAAAAGUACAAAACAAUUAAAACAAAAAAAAAAAUAAACUGUAACAGAUCAACACGAAUCUUUUAUUGGCGUAUUAGAUCAUACAAAAUUGUCUUUUCUUUGCAUCUUAUACAAUGCUCUCCCCAUGUAUUAUUUUUGUAAGGUUGACAGCAGUGACACAUUCUUCAUUCGCGUUGUCUUCAUCAUCUGUCGAUACAUAAGGGACAUCCAUGUCGUUCUAGUCAGAUGAAUCAUAUUUUAGAGGAGGUUUAGCUUUGACCCUUUUUCCUUGCUUGAAUAAUAGUUGCUUCAUACAAGUUGUCUUCUUUUUAGAUACAUCAGAAUUCUUCAUAGACUCUUUCUUUGGAAUAUCUAACCCCUUAACCAUAUUUGCAGCCAUAUUUUCAUUUCAUUUUUCAUCUUUUUCCAUCGACUUCUUGAUUUGGUUUUCCAAAUUGUUUUAUAUGGCGAGCUAGUGAUAACUGCGGCUUUUCCAGCAGGACGUCCACGCUUGGGAUUGGACGAUUUUCCUGGGAAGCUUUGUCAGAGGCUUGAGAAUGAAAGGUGAAACAACUAUCUUUGAAGAGUUGCCUUCUCCGUGUGUGACGGGCACAUAAAUGCCACGUCCAUUGGCUGGAGUUUGUGCGAUGUGUUGGGAGAGAGGCGGACAAUGAUAACUCCAUUUUCUCUGGCCUUCAAAAUUAUAUCAAUAUUCCUUAAAUGAGUUUCAUGACCAUCUAAAACUAAAACAACGGAUCCUUGGUUUGAAGUAGUCUAUGAAAUGCUGCAGCCAGUCAGUAAAAAUAUGGGUUUGAAUUCAUCCAGACUUGUGGCAUCUUGCAAUGGUUCCUGGCGAUGUGCCAUCCAAAAGUCAAGCUUCAUAUUUUGCAUAGGAAUAAAUGGAGGAAUAAAUAUUUCUGAAGUCUCAUACCUGUGAUUGGAGUCAUGAGAGCCAAUCAUGCAUAAUAGGUUAUGUCAAUAGGCAGUUUGUUGUAGGAGAUGGGAAAUGCAGUUCAAGUUUCAAACCAAAUUUUUAUAUUUUGUUGUAUGAAGGGUAGAGGUAAGGAGAACCGUCUUGUAUGGGGGAUUAGUUGAAAAAGUGUCUAGCUGUAAACAGCAAAUUAAAUACGAAGACUAGCUAAAAUAGCGCUAGUGUACUAAGUGGAAAUGAUAUGAAUUUAGGAGUUAUGUAUAUAUUUUAUGUACAAUUUUCAAAUGAAUUUGUAUAUUAGUAGUUUCUUUGAAAUAGUUAUGACUUUCAAAAAGGAAUUUAAUUUACUAUUCUGUAAUAGUUUAUAGCGCUCGUUUAAAAUUCUUCUACUUCCUACUAUAGCGCCAUCUUAAUUUACUUCCUUUUAACAGACAUUUUUCGAUACACUCGUUGCAUCAAACCUCCAUAUUUGUUUGUUAAAUUUAUGUCAAUCUUAUUCUCGUGUCAAUGUUGGUCCGUGUGACCUUAUAUAGUAGAUCAUUUGAGGCUGCUAUAUCAGACAAGUGUUAUUGCUGAUUUCUGUCAACGUGUCUUACCAUUCUACUUUUUACUAGUCUCAGGUAAUUACAGCGGCAUUUUUAGGAAUAUGUUUGACAAUUUAUAAUGCUAUUAAAUUUGAAGAUAAUGCAAAUUAUUGAUAACGUCACUAAAUGUUUACAUCCAAAUUGUGAGUUGAUACAAAUAACCAUUUAUUACCCGUAUCAAAUCGUAUGUUAGUCUAAAAAGUGCCUAUGAAUAUGAUUUUCAAAGCAGGUUUUUAUAGAACUUAUUCUGCUAAUAUUUGUUUUUAUUUUUGAAUGUCCUUGUUUAAUCUGGAAUUAAUAUAUAAUAAUAAUAAUAUAAAACCAAUUUAACUUAUUUUUAUAGAAUUUUGAUUAAUAAACAAUUAAUAUUGCUG
Messenger RNA from Diorhabda sublineata, 11838 nucleotides. RefSeq names its product LIM and senescent cell antigen-like-containing domain protein 1 (gene stck). Gene Ontology annotation, biological process: cell-cell adhesion; positive regulation of integrin-mediated signaling pathway; positive regulation of substrate adhesion-dependent cell spreading. The transcript is spliced from 8 exons. Gene Ontology annotation, cellular component: cytoplasm; cell-cell junction; focal adhesion. The coding region runs from base 3400 to 4635 and encodes 411 amino acids. The record is from RefSeq and is a predicted model, not a curated record. Lineage: Eukaryota; Metazoa; Arthropoda; Insecta; Coleoptera; Chrysomelidae.